Molecule: messenger RNA, 2441 nt
Organism: Micromonas pusilla CCMP1545
Lineage: Eukaryota; Viridiplantae; Chlorophyta; Mamiellophyceae; Mamiellales; Mamiellaceae
Product: Drug/Metabolite transporter superfamily
Exons: 1
Coding region: 121-1062 (313 amino acids)
Biological process (GO): pyrimidine nucleotide-sugar transmembrane transport
Cellular component (GO): Golgi membrane
Molecular function (GO): UDP-galactose transmembrane transporter activity
Source: RefSeq, a predicted model, not a curated record
CAGGGUCUUUCACUGCGAACUUAAAAAGUGUUCGCAGCGACGCGGAGAUUUCAGCAGUUUUCAGCUUCAUGCACGCCAUAUUUCUUCUACCUGAGCGCCGUUAACGCGACGAAAACAGAUAUGUCUGUUGUACCAUCUAUAGUGGCCCUUGUGGCGUUGGUCGUACAGAACACCGCUCUGGUUUUCGCGAUGAAAUUAGCAUUCCGUGAUACGGCGAAAAGCUUCCAUGUUUCUGUUGUUGUUUUGUGCGCUGAAGCUUUCAAGUUUUGCGUUUGCUGCGCGAUAUCGAUUUUCACUAGGAAAAGCCCAGGAAUGACUUUCAAAUAUUUAACUCGGAUUUUUGACCAUCGCAUGGCUCUUCCGUCGCUUUUGUAUGUCGUUCAAAAUAACAUCUUGUUUGUAGCCGUGCAGCAUUUAACUCCAACAGUGUACGUGGCGUGUUCGCAGACUAAGGUACUAGCGACUGUGUUUUUCAGUGUCACCUUCUUGAACGUGAAGUUGACGAUUCGACAGAUCGUGGCGGUGUUCCUUCUCACGGCAGCGAUGAUAUCCCUGCAGCUACCUGAAUCCACUCCUGUAAGUGACGCCAAUCUUGUCGGGAAAAAAUCUUCUCAAGUGACAGGUUUCGCUGCGGUUUUUUGCUCCUCAGGAAUAUCCGGUUUCGCUAGUGUAUAUAUGGAAAGGCUACUCAAGGCGAGAGAUGGCGACUUUACGCUGUUUGAACAGAACAUCCAGCUAGGUUUAUUUUCUUUGCCACUAGCUUUGCUUGCAGGACUGCUACAAGAUUUCCAACUGUAUAAAACGACGGGGUUUUUUCAUGGUUUUGAUGUCGUCAUAUACUCGGUGAUAUUUCUCCAGGCUGUAGGAGGGCUAAUAGUAGCCGCCGUCGUGAAAUUCGCAAGCUCAAUAAUGAAGUGUUACGCUAUUUCUGCGUCAAUUUGUCUAGUUGCUAUAGUCUCAUGUUCCCUAGGUAUCGAAACGAUGUCUUCAAAUGCUUUAGCUGGAAUAUGCUUGACGGUGACAUCCGUGCAUCUGUUCACAAAGAGGUCGCUGUCGCCUUAGUGGACGUCAAGCCACUUCUGAGCACAUAAAAAUGAUUCGAUCUGCGGCAGUGUAUGUGUGGUUCUGUGCACUGCCAACAAAAGUCUAUAAUAUUUUCAAUUAUUUAUAUGGUCGAAGGUGAAGGCACUCGCUCAGUACCGGGGCUACACACGUGUUGUGAUGAACUUUUCCUAAGAACAUAGCAAGAUACAUCGUGCGGAACACAGGUAGGGCCAAUAGCAUAUACUGUACAAGAGUCACCCGGUGGCGCCAACAGCACACAUCUGCACGAAAGUACGAAGGUACCUCGCUCGCGUCGAUAUGCGAGUUCAAUUCUCAGGCUUUCAUGUUACUAUCACCAUAUAUUUGUAGGCAUAUUGAGACACCCCCUUGAUCGGAGAGCUUGAAAGACUUACGUCCUCUUCGGGGUUUACGGGAUUUGACCAAAAUAGACGAAAAUGACGGAAGUCGGGGUCUGGGGUGAUGCUCAGGUACUGCCAUCGAACGAUGGAAGGCAGAUAGACAUACAGAUAUUGCCGCGCGAAACGUGAAUUCGGCACGAAUCGCGCGUCGACCUCUUGCGAGUCCCCGCGUGUUCGUCAGAGUGUUCGCGUAUUCGUUUGCGGGUCUUACUCUCAAUUUAAUUUGGAACCUUGCUGCCGAAGCCUGCUCAUCUCAGGUAAAGUGCGCGCAACCAAAGCGCGUCGCGCUUCUGAUGCACGGCGAAGCGCGAUCUCUAAAUCUUACGCACUGCAGUAUACGCGAGAACGUCGUGGCGCCGUUCCUAGACGCCGGGCACAGCGUGCGCGUCUUCUGAAAUGCAAGUGACGAGCUGACGCGUGGCAGUACGGUGCUUUGAUUAAAUACCUUAGAAAAUGGUUAAGCCCUUCCGAAAUCUAGAAAUCUUACACGGGCAAUAUUGAAGGCGCUCGUCUCCGUGACAUGAGGAGCUGCCGGAGCUCGUCCACUUGUUUCUGAAAUGCCUUCUUCGAGGCAUCAAACGCUUUCUUCAAGAUGUCGAUUGUUUUCUUUUGAGUCCCGACUUCCAACUGAAGCAACGCAAUCUGCGCGGGAGCCGCUUCGAUGUCGAGCGUGAUUUGCGCGUCGUCGCCGUUCUCUGCGCGCUCGCGCGCCUGUUUGCGGAGCUCGCGCUUGGCGAAGAACUCGUACACGGCGCUGAGAAUGCUGAUGAGCGUGCUCGAGUACGCGAGCGCCUGGGCGAUGCGGAUGGAGAUGAGGUUCUCGUUGACGAAGCCCGUGCAGGAUUCGAAGUUGACGGGGGUCUUGAUGGUGCCUUGACAGGUGGCGUACGUAUUAAGACCGCCGUAACAGUAAAUUAUUAAAGCGCCUACAUUAGCGCCUCCAUCAUCAUAAUUUUGUCUAUCAGCCUGGAUCGAGCC